GUUCCUGCUACAUACAUUCUUAAAUUCCAACAUUUUCUUUUAUAUAUAUUCACAACAUUCAACCACUGUCACACAAAACAUACUCUCUUUCUUCUUCUUCUUCUUCUUCUUCAUACUUCUCUUCUCACAUUCACAGAUACCUCGUACUUCGUUACUUCUCCUUUUGCUUUGUUCCUCCUCUUGUGCUUUGUCUCAAUCUUGUUUACCAUAGAAUGUAACUGCAACCACUUUUUCUUCUUGUUUGGUUUGCUUCAACUUGGUCUUUUUCCUUUUUGAGUUUCUUUGCAGAAAAAUGUAAUUUUGAUUUUAGAUUAAAGUACCCUUUUUCUUUUUAAUUAAUGUCCGAAUCCUUAAAAGUGUUUUGAACGAAUCCCAACAUGGUCUCAUUCAUGGAAUCUCGUUAAUCUAGUUGAAUCUUGUGAACAUUCUUCUCAGAGAUUUUAAACUAUACUAGCAAAAUGCAGGUUAUGGUUAUGGAUUUUCGUUAAUUUUACCAGGUUACCCUCCAUAUCUACACAUUCAAAAUUGAUACUUGAUUAGUUUCACUUUGAAAUUUGAGUGUGUGAAAGUGUAACAUGUAAUAUGUAAUUUGUUUCUGAGAGUAAAUUUGGUUUCUUUUGAUAGCAUAUGGAGGGUUUCUAUUGUAAUAUAGAGAAAAGGGUAGUUUUGAAUCUUGAGGAGAGUAUUUAAUUCUACUCUUCUUGUGAAGUGUUUGUUGACUAUCUUUGAGUUUCUCUUGGAUAUGUAAUUUAAGUGAUUUUUGUUCAAUCACUAACUAGUUUAUUUGUCAUCCAUUACAAUAUAUGCAAAAGUUCUUGAUAAAUUCUUUGAAAUGUAAAUUCUUUUUUCUGGAUUCAUUUAUUCAUUUUCUUCAUCUUGAGCCUGAUGUGUGUGCUCAACAAAUAACUACACCAUCUUCAAGUUUUCUGUUUAGCAUGAUAUUCAUGUCUCCCUGCUCUGAGUUCUAUUGAUAUUUACGCCUAGGCGGCUUUCAUCACUAUUUUACCUAUAGAGUUCUCUUGAAUUUGAGUCGGAAAUAAGCAUCCUCCAAUUGCAUAUUUUUCAUCUUUUAACCUUGUAAGAGCAAUAUUAAUUCCUUGGAAUUCAAAUACUGUCAUGGAAGAAACAUUUGUUCCUUUCCGUGGGAUUAAGAAUGACUUCAAAGCGAGAAUUGUGUGCUACAGACAAGAUUGGACCAGUGGAUUUUGCGCAGGUGCAAGGAUCCUUGCACCAACUACAUACAUAUUUUUUGCUUCAGCAAUUCCUGUUAUUUCUUUUGGAGAGCAACUGGAGAGAAAUACUGAUGGAACUCUCACUGCUGUUCAAACUCUUGCAUCAACUGCACUAUGUGGUAUUAUCCAUUCAAUUAUUGGAGGGCAGCCUCUCCUCAUACUAGGUGUAGCUGAGCCAACAGUUCUGAUGUACACAUUCAUGUACAACUUUGCAAAGGAUCGCGAGGAUUUAGGACACAAACUAUUCCUACCUUGGACCGGAUGGGUGUGUGUUUGGACUGCGCUGUUGCUCUUCUUGCUGGCCAUUCUCGGUGCGUGCUCUAUAAUCAACAGAUUCACACGCCUUACCGGUGAACUAUUUGGUCUGCUAAUUGCAAUGCUCUUUAUGCAGCAGGCUAUAAAGGGGCUUGUGGAGGAGUUUGGUGUACCGAAGACACAGACAGAAGGUACCAAUCAGAUUGCACUCCAAUCCUCUUGGCUCUUUGGCAAUGGAAUGUUUGCUUUAGUUUUGUCGUUCGGCCUUCUUUUUACCGGUCUAGGAAGCCGCAAGGCUAGAUCCUGGCGUUACGGGACAGGUUGGCUACGUGGAUUUAUAGCUGAUUAUGGAGUCCCCUUAAUGAUUCUUGUAUGGACUGCUGUGUCUUACAUACCAGUCAACGAAGUCCCAAGGGGAGUCCCAAGGCGACUUUUCAGUCCAAAUCCAUGGUCUCCUGGUGCAUACUCAAAUUGGACUGUUGUCAAGGAAAUGUUGAAUGUGCCCCUAUUGUAUAUUAUUGGAGCAUUUAUACCAGCGACAAUGAUUGCUGUGCUUUACUACUUUGAUCACAGUGUUGCGUCACAACUUGCCCAGCAAAAGGAGUUCAAUAUAAGAAAACCCUCAUCUUAUCAUUAUGACUUACUGCUCCUUGGCUUUUUGACCUUAUUGUGUGGGCUUAUUGGAAUCCCUCCUUCCAAUGGUGUGAUUCCGCAAUCUCCAAUGCAUACCAAGAGCUUAGCUACUCUGAAACAUCAGCUUUUGCGGCAUAAGCUUGUCUCUACUGCACGAACAAGCAUGGAGAAAAACAUGAACCUGAGUCAGUUAUACGAAAGUAUGAAAGAAGCAUAUGACGUAAUGCAGACACCAUUGGUUCCCCAAAUUCCACCCACCUUGGGGUUGAAAGAGUUGAAAGAGUCUACCGUCGCACUCGCUUCAAGUCAUGGAUACAUUGAUGCCCCUGUUGAUGAAGUCGUCUUCGACGUGAAUAAAGAUGUUGAUGACCUUUUGCCAGUUGAAGUUAAAGAGCAGCGUCUCAGCAAUCUACUUCAGGCAUUGAUGGUUGCUGUCUGUGUUGCUGCUAUGCCUGUUUUGAAGAAGAUACCAACCUCAGUGCUUUGGGGUUACUUUGCCUUCAUGGCAAUUGAAAGCUUGCCAGGAAAUCAGUUUUGGGAGAGAAUAUUGUACCUUUUCACUGCUCCAAGUCGAAGAUACAAACUGCUGGAGGAACACCAUGCAACCUUUGUUGAGACUGUGCCUUUGAAAGCAAUUGCCUUGUUUACUCUGUUCCAGACAGCUUACUUGCUUCUUUGCUUUGGCAUAACCUGGAUACCAAUCGCCGGGGUCCUCUUCCCAUUGUUAAUCAUGCUUCUUGUCCCCGUUCGACAAUAUUUUCUUCCCCAUUUUUUCAAAGGAGCCCAUCUUCAAGAGUUGGACGCAGCAGCAUACGAGGAAGCACCUGCCAUUGCUUUCAACAUAUCCUUUGAUCAGGAUCUAAGUAACCAUGGAACAACAAUGAAUAUCAAUGGUGGGGAAAUUCUUGAUGAAAUUAUUACGAGAAGUCGCGGAGAGAUACGUCACACUCAUAGCCCUAAAGCAUCAAGUUCAACUGCAACACCAAUAAGUGGUAUAAGAUCUGCAAAUAGCCUGCAAGGAACCAUUCCCAGUCCUCGAGUAGCUGCAUUGAGAGGGGAAAACAGCCUAGGAUCGAAUGGGAAGGAGUUAAAGUCAAAGCAAACACCUUGAAAAAUAUCUAAACGGUUCAAUUUCAAGCUAAAAUGUAUAUCUAGAGCAGAUUAUAGUAGUACUAAGUGAUAUUCUACAGGUUAUGUGUUUUUGACAAAAAAACCGCAUUUUCUUGAUGACAUAUUUCUUUGCGUCGAUUUAACUUUUUACCAAGAGAGUUUGUUGUCUGACUGUUAUAAUCCUUACAAUAUAAAGUGGGCAGGAAUAUUUUCAAGUUGA
Messenger RNA from Medicago truncatula (barrel medic), 3450 nucleotides. RefSeq names its product boron transporter 1. The transcript is spliced from 12 exons. The coding region runs from base 1117 to 3231 and encodes 704 amino acids. Gene Ontology annotation, cellular component: plasma membrane. Gene Ontology annotation, molecular function: solute:inorganic anion antiporter activity. Gene Ontology annotation, biological process: monoatomic anion transport; transmembrane transport; monoatomic ion homeostasis. The record is from RefSeq and is a predicted model, not a curated record. NCBI's taxonomy places the organism in Eukaryota, Viridiplantae, Streptophyta, Magnoliopsida, Fabales, Fabaceae.